Phycodurus eques (leafy seadragon) is the source of this 1575-nucleotide messenger RNA. RefSeq names its product methyl-CpG binding domain protein 4 (gene mbd4). Gene Ontology annotation, biological process: DNA repair. Lineage: Eukaryota; Metazoa; Chordata; Actinopteri; Syngnathiformes; Syngnathidae. Gene Ontology annotation, cellular component: nucleus. Bases 354 to 1529 code for a protein of 391 amino acids. The record is from RefSeq and is a predicted model, not a curated record. The transcript is spliced from 8 exons. Gene Ontology annotation, molecular function: catalytic activity; DNA binding.
UAUUUGCUUCCUGCCUGCUAGCAGUCAGUGGGAUGCUAAGGGACCUCGCUCAUUGAUUCAAAUCAAAACACUCGACACUGCUGUUGCUCGGUCCAGGGUGGAAAGAAAUGUAAGUUUAUGAGGAAUUGAUUUGCUUUUUAGAGAACAUCUUGGGAAAGUAAGCUGUUUGUAUCAAUUUUAGCGACACGACGGCCGCGGAUUGGGAAGACCCUUCUUCGUCCGGCAUUUUUCUGCCACCCUAUAAAGCCUAUCGUGCCCCCUGUGGUGAUAGAAGCUCAUGACAGACGAGGGUCACUUCCUGACUCCGCGAUAAAACUUCCUAUUUAGAACAUACUGUACAUGUUGGAAGCCACAUGGAUACGAAUAAGUCCUGCCACCCCCCCAAAAUGCCUCAUGGAUGGAUCAGAGAGGUUCGGCAGCGACGAACAGGCAAGACAGCAGGAAAAGUGGACGUGUACAUCACCAGUCCCCAUGGGCAGAGGUUCCGAUCGAGAGCUUCUCUGCGAGCAUACCUUGUGAAUAACGCUCAAGACGUCGACAUCAAUCUCUUCGAUUUUACAGCAGACUCUCUGCAGUGUCUCCCUGUUCGAGGAAAACGGACAAGAGGUGGACAGCAGCAGGACAUUCUGGAAGAUGAAGAUGCAUCAAAACUACUGGAAGCGCCUACAAAUACCUGUGAAAGUGAAAGCUCCCCCCACAAAGGUGUGUGUGCGGAGCAGAGGAACCUUGUUGAUCUGGAGAGCCAAACAACUCCUGAACUUGCAAGCGCGGCGUGUGACGACGUCACAACGCACGAGGACCCUCGCAGGCUGGACCCGCUGAGAGCGAGGCUUCCGAGACGGACUCCGUAUGUGGACGAGCUUGAGGCAGGCGAAGAUGAGUUGCGGAUGGACAGCGAACCCAGUCGGCAACGGAAGGUUGUCCCCAAUGCCGAAGAAGAUGAGUUGCUGUCUCAAAUCACUGCUGGAAACUGCGUGCCAGUGGCAAAUUCCAGAAAUAAGUCCAAAGGUUUAGAAGACAAACGGAAAACAAGCCCUUAUUUCAGCAGGAAGCCUCUCGCAGACGGUCCCAGUCCACCUCGAAGAAAAGCCUUCAAGAAGUGGACACCUCCUCGUUCUCCUUUCAACCUUGUACAAGAAACCGUUUUCCAUGACGUGUGGAAGCUACUGGUGGCUACCAUUUUUCUGAACAAGACAAGUGGUAAGAUGGCCAUUCCAGUCCUUUGGCAAUUCUUCGAGCUGUACCCGUGUGCAGAGGUGGCCCGCCAAGCCGACCCCAAGGCCAUGUCUGAACUCCUCAAGCCACUUGGCCUCUUUGAGCUUCGGGCCAAAAUCAUCAUCCGAUUCUCAGAUGAGUAUCUGAGCAAACCGUGGCGUUACCCCAUCGAGUUACACGGCAUCGGCAAGUACGGCAACGAUUCCUACAGGAUCUUCUGUGUGGAAGAAUGGAGACAGGUGACGCCUGACGAUCGCAUGUUGAACAAAUAUCACGCCUGGCUUUGGGAAAACCAGGAGACGCUCGGACUCUGAAUAGAGCGUGAAGAACUGGUCGCAUGAAAAGCUUUCGGUCAUCAAU